This is a messenger RNA of Neltuma alba, 917 nucleotides long. RefSeq lists its product as uncharacterized. The transcript has a single exon. Bases 16 to 717 code for a protein of 233 amino acids. Lineage: Eukaryota; Viridiplantae; Streptophyta; Magnoliopsida; Fabales; Fabaceae. The record is from RefSeq and is a predicted model, not a curated record.
GCUCCAAACACAGCCAUGGCUCAAUGCUUCAUCAAUGUCUUCUCUUCUCUUCUGGUGAUUCUCGCAGCCAUUGAAGGCACCAUAGCAGUCGACUACACCGUCAACAACACUGCCCUCGCCACCUCCGGCGGCCGUGUCUUCCGAGACAAAAUAGGCGACGCCUACGCCAGGGAAACAAUGGACUUUUCAACCCAGUUCAUAUGGUGGAUCUUCAGGCAGAAUUCUGCCGCAGACAGAAAGAAUGUUCAGAAAGUGAUCUUGUUCGUGGAAGACAUAGGUGGAGUCGCAUUUGCAAGAGGCAACGAGAUCCAUCUCAGUGCAAUUUACGUGGGAACAUACCCAGGAGAUGUGAAAAGAGAAGUGACUGGUGUGCUGUAUCAUGAGAUGGCUCACAUAUGGCAGUGGAAUGGGAUUGGCCAGGCCAAUGGAGGGUUGAUCGAAGGGAUUGCUGAUUAUGUGAGGCUCAAAGCUGGCUAUGCGCCGAGCCGCUGGGCGAAACCUGGUCAGGGAGAUAGGUGGGAUCAAGGCUAUGACGUUACUGCUUAUUUUCUGGAUUACUGUAACAGUCUGAGAGAUGGGUUUGUGGCAGAACUGAACAAGAUGAUGAGGACUGGUUAUAGUGACGAUUUCUUUAGGCAGCUUCUUGGGAAAUCUGUGGAUCAGCUUUGGAGAGACUAUCAAGCCAAAUUUGGCAGUCUGCAAGUAUCUUAUAUAUGAGUAGAUAAGAAGAGCUAGCUACUUAGUUUAAAUAAUAACAAGAUGAUAUAACAAGAUGAUACGUGUGUACUGUAUCGUGGUUUGUCUGUGAAAUGAGUGCAUAAUAUUACUGCUUAUAUAAUGAAAAUGUCGAAUGUAUGUUGCUCUCACUGAAGUGAGUAUGCUUUUCUGCAAAAUGGACAAGUUUAAAUUUCACUGUG